CACGUAAGGGAUAAUGCCCGACGAGGUGUCAGGAAUUAAUAGACAACAGGGAGGCCAGAACCGUCCCACUUAUACCAUGGUCAUUUGCCAAAGGAAAAAAAAUAAGACCAUAAAUUUAUAUUUGGAUGCGUUUGCAAUCAAAAUCUAAAGUUUUUCACAAGCCAUAACUCAGUUUCCCUGGUAACACCUGAGGGUUUGACUAAUACCUGGAACAAUCAUUACCAUCCCAUAAGAUUGUUAUGCAAUGGGAACGUUGUUCACUACUCCAGUAACGAGAACGAACCUUAGAUACGACUUUGCAACGGGUUACAUUUCUAGUCCACUCAGCUCAUAGAACCCUUUGGCUCAGCUAUGAGCCAGAAAGCUAACGUUAACAUUGCGUUCGGUUGAUUAACAGUUAAUAUAAUCUAGAUAGGUCAUGUGUACUGUCGGCCGCAGCCUGAAGUAGUGAGUUGAAUAGCGAAUGGGGUGUGAGAUCAUCGCUUAAGUUCAGAGGGGCAGUGUACUUCUUGCAGCUUGUGUGUUACAGUCACCAUCCUGUUGUGUUCAGAGGAUGAGGCACUGAAGGACUACACUGAGUCUUGUAAAGAAGAGCUUCUGAUUUUUAGAACGGUGAACUGAAGAAGAAGAAAUAUUUCAUGUUGUGAAGAAAUACUUUAGAUUUGAAACAAAGUGUUAAGGUCCUUUUUAAAAGCUGAGAUUCUGUAAAACAUGUUGUGAUCAAAUAUAAACGGUGCAGCUGCAGCUUCAUGGUUGGUUGUCUAAAUGUGGCUGUAGGUGUUUUUUGAUCGCGAGCCAGAGUACAGAACCAAAAUAUAGCCCUCAGUCCACGCUACAUCACUUAAUCCCCUCUGCAGAAACAUGCACAUGUCCUCACAUAGACUCACCAAGGUCUCUGCUGUGCAUCAGAGUGACGGCAGAGGAGCAGGCACUCGGGGGAGGAAGGCUCCCGGGCGCUCAGGGAGUCGAUCCAGCAACAUCUCCAAGGCCAGCAACUCUACAACAGGACUCACCACAGCCUCAAAAACAUCAAUCACCCCGUCUGGUCAGGACAUAUGCAGUCCUGGCCAGCUGACCCGCUUAGAGGAGGAUGCUUCUGAAUCACAAAAACACAACAAGCACACACACACCUCUGUGAUGACCAUCACCAGCACAACUCUGGGCUCGUCAGCUCAGGCCCAGAAGAAGCAAGUGAAGCGCCGUCACCGCCGCAAGAGGAGCAGCUGCACCACCCUCGACUGCGUGGAAACCAACGCCAAACAGGAGCAGACCGACCGCAGCCUCAGCUCCGACCGCAGCGAGCGGGGGGAGCAGAGGGAGCGGCCUUCCAAGAACCAGAAAGAGCUCCCACCUCGCUUCCGCUGCUCAGGGGCCCCCGAGUCAGACUCCACCUCCGAGGAUGAGGCGAGGCGCGAGGCCCGCAGCUGGAGCAAAGAGAAAGCCCGAAGAGUGCGCCGCCGCAGCGGAAGCAGCCGAGAGAGGGAUGGAGCGAACAAAGACAAAGCAGAGAUCAUGGAGCUGCAGUCGGUGGGCUCAGAUGAAGGGAAGGAGAAACAGCCUCUGGUGGAGGACGGCGGAGGCCUUAAGAAGCGGCACAGCAGCAGGGCCUCGAUGAAGAGAGACGGCAACGUUUCACCGAGGGAAGGCUCACAGAGCAGAGAUAAGAGAUGCAAGUCACGCAGCCCAGGAGGCAGCUCCUCAUUGGCAGAGGACGGCGAGGAGCUCAUCACCAAGAGAUACCAGGAGAAGGGGUCAGGGGGUGGGGACAUGUCAGUGCCCACACCACAGAAACACUGCGGUGUGAAUGGAGGCACAGCACAGCCCUGCUCUGAUGACUCCGAGCUGGAGGUCUGCAGGAUCUGCCACUGUGAGGGGGAUGAUGAGUGCCCGUUGAUAAUGCCCUGUCGCUGCACGGGGAGCCUGAUUUUCGUCCACCAGGCCUGUCUCAACCAGUGGAUCAAAUCCUCAGACACUCGCUGCUGUGAACUCUGCAAGUUUGACUUUGUUAUGGAGACGAAGCUCAAACCUUUAUGCAAGUGGGAGAGGCUACACAUGUCGAAGAGUGAGAGGAGAAAGAUCUUCUGUUCAGUGUUGUUUCACCUGAUAGCAAUAGUCUGUAUGUUGUGGUCAGUCUUCGUUCUGGUGAAGAGAACCGCGGAAGAGAUCAGACUUGGGAAGAAUGAGGAACUAUGGAGAGUUUCUCUUCUGAAGUACUAUUCGUCACAGGCUGUGCUGGAGUGGCCCUUCUGGACCAAGCUGAUUGUGGUGGCCAUAGGCUUCACAGGCGGCCUCAUCUUCAUGUACAUCCAGUGUAAAGUCUACCUGCAGCUGUGGCGCCGCCUCAAGGCCUUCAACCGCAUCAUCACUGUGCAGAACUGCCCAGAGAAAGGCGUGCACAACUCUCAGGCCCGGCCCAGCGCCCUGACCAACGGCAAGCAUGAAACUGUGGAGGUCCCAGUCAGUCCGGCCCCCGUCCCGGCUCCAGAGGCACAGAUGGACUCAGACGUGUCAGUGGAGGCUGCGGUGGCGCCGGCACAAAACCCCGUCUGACUGAUUCUCCUCCUGCUGAGAAAGAGUCCUGAAUCACACCCUGCGCAUCCAACAGCACAAGCUGGUGUGAGCACGGUGUAAUUUAGACUCGUACAGUGUUUUAGUGUUGGUCAUCUCAACUCCUGUGAUUACUGAUGUUGAGACACAAUGGACGGAUUUAAAGUCCUUCAGUGAUCAAGGAAAACUGAAAGGCUGCAGAGAAGUGAAUGUGCAGGAAGAAUGUGGCAGGCCAGAAAAUUGAGAAAAGAGGAGGUGAGGAGAUGUAAAGGAAAAUAAAGCCAUCAGAAGCUUGUAAAGACUGCAGUCAUGUGGUAUAUACUGACACUGACAUGAGGUAAAGGUGUGAACACGCUGUGGAUGCAUUUAAAGACUCAUUAUGCUUCAAACAAACCUUGGACAACACGUCAUACAGCCAUGUCUUCAGGCUAAACACAGGGUUGCUGAAAAGCCUGCCGUCACAGAGAGCGAGGGGGCGAGAUACGAGGAAUUGUACAACUUCAUGUCCUCAUGGUGUUAGACUUGGUUGUUUGGUCCAUGUGAAAAGUGAUUUAAGUGGCUGUGCGAUGAAUGAAGACUGACAAAUCACUGCAUGAAGGGGCAGAUGUGUUGCGAAAACGGACAGACAGUCAACGUUCAUGCGGUUCUGUUUUUACUACAUUGCGUGUCUGCAUACACGGACAUGUUCACAACGGUUUGUUGGCGCGGUCUUAAAUUUUGGGCUCACAUCAUUUUUUGCGUUUUUGGACGCAAAAACUAGAAAUUUUUGGGGGAUUUCAGAUACUGUCGGACACUACAAGCAAUUAUAUAAGGCCUUACAGGCCGGAGGAAGGUUAAGAGAAGUUCGUCCAACUGUGUCAUUAUCAUUGUUUAUUUCCAAACUGCAACACUCACCUUAAACAUGCUGUCAGAGAUGUGGUAGUCGCUGAAAUGGAAAUAAUGGCACAAACUUGGGAACAGUCUUUCUUCAUGGCCAUUUAUUCCGUUGCAUUCAGUUGUAUACGAGACGUGACGGAGGUUGUAGUGUGAAGAAUGGAAAAGAGCUUGAGGAAAGAAGUUCAUACCCCACCUAUUUUCACACCUCCGCACACCUGUUAGCAUGAAGCGGGCACGGGCACACGUGAAAGCAGCAGGUUUCAGAUGCAGUUAGACAAUCCAACAAGCACUUUGUUUGAAGCAUACUGAGGCCUUAACUCUCCUUCUGGACAAUCAGGUCUUCAGACACCAAAGAGUCAGAUAUAAGUAGAGAAACAACUAUUUAAAUAUUUAGCUCAGUCUGAAAUUGAAAAAUGUAAUGUUUUGAAAAAGCAGAAUUUAUUUAUGAUAAUAGGAAAGUUUAGAAUAUUUCUUAAAAUAGCAAAUCUCAAGUAACCCAGUUGUUUAUGACGUUUUGUUUUGACAGUUUGCAGCUUUAAGUGAUCCUGCUCUGCGAGGUCCCGUUAUUUAUACAUCGAUGUAACUAGAGCUUUCGUGGUUGCCAUUUAUUGACAUUAGACUUGACACACUGUGUGAGUGACUGACCAGUCAAUCUACAAAAGAAGACUGUUGUUUACACGUGUCUACUUUUCUACAGGUUUAAUUUGGGUUGUUGUUGUUUUUUUUUUUACCAGUGUCACUUUCAUGUCACGGAAAAUGUUAUUUUCUCUGUGUCUUAUAUCCACCACAACACAACACCACAGCUCAACAUCUUUGUCAAAACCUUUUUUGAAUAUUCCGGCUACAUACGAUGCAUAUUUGUUUGUGCAAUAAACAGUGAAUGUAGAAACCCUCA
This is a messenger RNA of Siniperca chuatsi (mandarin fish), 4318 nucleotides long. It is a transcript of the gene marchf1, whose product is annotated as membrane-associated ring finger (C3HC4) 1. The transcript is spliced from 8 exons. NCBI's taxonomy places the organism in Eukaryota, Metazoa, Chordata, Actinopteri, Centrarchiformes, Sinipercidae. Gene Ontology annotation, biological process: antigen processing and presentation of peptide antigen via MHC class II; immune response; protein polyubiquitination. Gene Ontology annotation, cellular component: cytoplasm; early endosome membrane; late endosome membrane. Bases 862 to 2550 code for a protein of 562 amino acids. The record is from RefSeq and is a predicted model, not a curated record. Gene Ontology annotation, molecular function: ubiquitin protein ligase activity; zinc ion binding; MHC protein binding.